AUGUCCACCCCCAACGAUCUGCAAGCCCUCCUGGCCAGCAUUCGGCCUCGGCCAUCACCACCGAAUGCCCCUGGUCAGGAGAACUUCCAUCAGCAACGUCCCCAGCAGCCAUACCCGCCAGGCAUGUUCCCGCCUCAUCCGCAGCAUCCACCGCACCCGCCGCCGCCCUAUGAUGGUCCGAGCUAUCCCCAUCCCCAGGCGCACGGUUAUCACCACCCCCAGGUUGCGUCGGCGAUGCAUAGUCCUUCUCCUUUGAAUACGCCGCCUCACCAUGGCUCCGAUAUUAUUAGCCCCAACGUGCCCUCACCUUACCCCGAGUGGGCCCAACAGCCGCAGCCGCCUCAGCAGCACCAGCAGCACCAGCAGCAGCCAAACAACCCUGAUCGUGCGGCCAACCUGCUCAACUUGCUGAGAUUUAGCCAAGGUUCUGGUGCUGUUCCUCAGCCUGCUGCUCCUUCUCCUGCUCUUGCUCCGGAACAAGCUCGCUACCCGGCGGCCCAGGAGGUGACUUCUCCCCAUGGACGAAAUAUUUCCGCGUCGGAUUUGGUCGCCUCGAUGUUUGGCAGACCUGAUGCUGCUGCUGCCCCAGCCGCUCCCCUCGUCACCCAAAUUGCUGACGAGUCCGGGGCCCAAGAGGAACCGCGUGGACCCUACGUUAACAUGUUGAUGGAAAUGCUCGCUUCCGGACCCAAGGCCCCUGCGACUGAGGAAACUCAGUCGGUCUCGCCACAGGCCCAGGCUGUCACCAUCGAGCCUCUGAUUCAGGAAACUGCCGAAUCUACCGUGGAAUUUGAGGACUCUAGCCCUGAUGCUGCGCAGCCGGAGACGGUCGCAGUCUCAGCUUCCAACAAUUCCAUCUUCACUUACAGCAACCCAUUCGACCAGCUUGCCGCCAUCUCCCCUCGCAACAAGUCUCCACAGCCCCCAUCGCGUGGCGAGACCCCGGCUGCUGAGGUCGUGGAGAAGACCACUGUUCAUGUCACCGCAAACUUGGGCGUUGGGGAAGCUUCUGAGCCAGUGCAGCCCAAGAAGCGGAACCAAGAGCCUGUUCUGGAACCCGAGCAACGACAGGCAGUCAAUGAUGUCGUUGGUCGCCUCGUGGACGAGAUUGGUCGCUCUCUUAGCGCAAGCGAAGCCCAACCGUCAUUCGAGCCAGAGGCUGUAUCUCCCCCCACAGAGGAGGAGUCAACCCAGGCAGUUCUCUCCUCGAUCGCCAGUAACCUGCGGGAAACCGCAUCUGAAGCGAAAGAGUCCGCCGAUUCAGAUGAAUCGAUCAAGCAAGCUGCUGCUGUUGCUGCCGCCACGGCCACAGUUCUUCUCCAUGGCAAUGAAAACACCGACGCUCUUGCUGAUAGCUGGGAGAGCGCCGAGGAUAGUGCUGAGAAGGAGGAGGAGCGCAUUGUUUCUGUGCACAACUUCCCCCUGAAGCCUUUCAUCUCCAUCAAUGUCAAACCGCAAUCUGGAAAGUCUGCGGUCUUCCGUGACGACGGUAUUAUGGAUAUCGCUCGUCUCAAGAAGGACUUUGAUCAGCUGGAUCGCUCCCUGACUGCUGCCACUUCCGAGUACAUUGUGUACGCUCUCGCAAAGACUGGUGGUAUUAGGAUUAUUCGCCAGGAUGAUGGAAGUGACCGACAGGUCUUCCGCUCUACUCGGGACCGUGUGUUUAACGUUACCUUGUGUACGUCUCCCCCAACGACCGGAUCUUCCGACGUGCAGGCUAUCCUUGGCAUCGGUGUCAGCGGCACUGUCUACUGGGCAUUGAUCUCGCGCCAUGCAAAGGACCUGUUUGAGUUGGAUGCCUUGGAGAGCGAGAGUCUGAUUUUCCCUCCUUUCCCGGCCUCUGACGAGAAUACCUCCGGCGGCCAGCUGAAAACGCGGGCCAAGCGGAGCACUCGUCACCCCGACUUGUUCGCUAUCGGACGUGGCAAGAAUAUCUAUGUCGUUUCUCCCCAGGCUGCAAUGAAUGCCAGCUACAGCGUGACUGGGUCUCAGCGCACCGUCAACACCGAGAAGUUCUUUAAAGAGCGCGCUCUAAAGAUUUCUACCGGUAAGGCCGGUAAGGAUUUUGCCUUCAGUGAAGACGAUACUGUGAUCGCCUCCCUGGAUAAGACCGGCCGUCUUCGUUUCUGGGAUAUCCGUGAUUUCCUGGCAAGCGCUAGCGUUGUUGAGGGUCCUGCUCCGAAUGAGAUUCGGGUUCCCUUGAACACAUUUGUGACAGGCUCUCCCGCUGAGAAGUCCUGGCCUACCUCGGUACUUUUCCUUGACAAGCUGCGCGCCUACUCGCGCUCCAUGGCGCUGCGCUAUGUCCUUGUUGGACUCAAGCAGAACCACACCUUGCAGCUCUGGGAUAUUGGGCUUGGCAAGGCCGUGGAGGAAUUGAAGUUCCCUCAUGAGAACGAGUCGGAUGCCAUCUGCAGCGUCGCCUACCAUCCCUCCUCGGGUAUUAUCGUUGUUGGACACCCUACUCGCAACUCCAUCUACUUCGUUCACUUGUCUGCGCCAAGAUACAACCUGUCGCCGAUGUCACAGGCGACGUACAUCAAGGCUAUCGCCGAGAAGGACAGCACUUUGCCCAAGCCCGACUCGACUGCAUGCCUGAGUGGAAUUCGGGAGAUCUCUCUCGGUUCCAAGGGCCAGCUGAGAAGCCUGGAGCUCCUUCCGGUCACCAAGACUGCCACCGAUAAGCGAGGCCAUGAGGAAACUGGUCUGUUCGAGCUGUAUGUUAUGCACUCGCGCGGAGUCACCUGCCUGAACAUCAAGAAGGAGGACCUGGGAUGGACCUCUGACAACAAGGUGAUUCGUCCAGUUGACGGUCUUGAGGAAGGUACUAUUGAAAUUACCGACCUCCAGUCGUUCCCUAGCUAUGUCACUGAUGACCCUUCGGUCAACGGUGACGCUGCUUCUAUUCCCUCCAGAACCUCCAAGGAGCCUACCAAGAAGACUGACCUCGUUGACUCCGCUGCUGGUGUGAUCGCGUCCCGUAACGCGUCUCCCACCAAGACUCAGAAGAAGGAACAGGUUGAGAAUGUGCCUGUGCCUGUGCCUGCGCCUAGCGGCGUUGAGAAGACUGAGAAGGUCGACAAGAAAAAGAAGAAGAAGAGCGUUUCUGCCUCUUCGGCCAUUUCUGAGGCAACCGUGAAAGCGAAGGAGCCAACCGCAAAUGUCGGUGCCGAGCCCCUUCCCACUGACCCUCAAUCUUCCGGUGAGACCACCCCUUCAUCACUUCCUUUAGCCACCCCCAACGUAUUUCUUACCUUUACCUCCUCAGGAACCACUUCUACUUUAUCGAUGGCACCUUUCUCUCUUGACAAGCAUCUUGAGAGUCUUCAGAGCACUGUUACCCAGCAGUUUAAUCAGAGCUUGGGUCGUGAAAUGGAGGGAGUCAUGAGCCGUUUCGAUGAGGAACGCCGCAGCUGGGACGCUGCCUCCUCCGCGAAACAGGAUCAAGUGCUGCGUCUCGUUUCCAGCACCCUGUCUGACAAUGUUGAGAAGAAUCUGGCCCGCAUUGUCUCUGAGAGCAUCAAGACUGAUGUCCUCCCUGCUAUCACCGAGGCCACUUCUGCCGCCGUUGGGAAGCAACUGAACUCCGUCGUCUCUCAGCAACUCGGUACCUCUCUGAGCAAUGAGAUUCGCCUCGCCCUUCCCAAGGCAGUCAACAGUGCUUUGCCUGCUGUCAUUAAGGCCGCCUCGGAUAACCUCGCAAAGCAAAUGGGCCCUCUCAUCGGGGCUGAGAUCAACAAGGCUCUGCAGAGCUCCCUUCUCCCAAUGAUCGAGGAUAUGGCCCGUGGCACCAAGAAGUUGGAGACCGAGAUGGAACGCCACUUCCAAUCCCAGAUCAAACACUUGGAGGCGCAGCGCCGGAAUGACCAGGCGAAGAUGGAUGAAAUGUCGGCCAUGCUCCGAAGCCUUUCGAGCACUGUCAAUACCCUUGUUGCCAACCAAGACAGGCCCCGCAACAGCAACAGCAACACCAUAACCAACACCAACACCGCCCUGAGAAUCGCGCGCAUACCCCCCCAGCGACCAGUGAACCGAAGCACCCCUCAGCCCAAUGGCCCUGCUCCCCAUGCCGCCCCUGUCGCGGCGCCCCCGGUUCCUACUCAGCCCCCUGUUCAGGCUCAGGCUCAGGCUCCUGUUCAGGCCCAAGCUCCUGUUCCUGCUCCUGCUAUUCCCACCCCGGAACAAGCCGAGCUGACAGAGAUCAAGCGGAUGUUCGAGACAAACAAGUGUGAAGAGGCGUCGAUCAAGUGGAUUCAAUCCAACCAACAGGCCGAUCUGUUCGAUAAUUUCUUCAUUCGCGUCAACCCUCAGUUCCUGACCAGCCUUUCCGCUAUCGUCAUGCUCUCCGUUGGUGUGGCUGUUACCUCGUCUCUCUCAACCAACAUUGGUGCCCGUCUCGGAUGGCUUCACGUGGUGCUCAACAACGUGAACCCCAUGGACAACGAUCUGCGCGAACUUACUCCAAACAUCAUGAAUAUUCUCGGACAGCGCUUGAACAACCUGUACAUGGCAGUCGCCGAGCGCAACCCUCAGGACCCGAUUCUCCGCCUGAUCGCUCCCCUGUCCCGUCGUGCCCGUGAACUUCACGGCGGUAUCUAA
Molecule: messenger RNA, 4599 nt
Organism: Penicillium manginii
Lineage: Eukaryota; Fungi; Ascomycota; Eurotiomycetes; Eurotiales; Aspergillaceae
Exons: 4
Coding region: 1-4599 (1532 amino acids)
Biological process (GO): deadenylation-independent decapping of nuclear-transcribed mRNA
Cellular component (GO): P-body
Molecular function (GO): protein binding
Source: RefSeq, a predicted model, not a curated record